CAAGGAAGCGACCCACAGCAGCAGAAUGGUUGUCAACAGGGAGAAGUAACAGUUGCUGUCGGUUGGAUAUUUUCCUGUUUUUUUCGUAAGCUAAUGAACUCCACUGCAGAAAUGGAGGCUGCAGGAGGGGAAGAGAAUCCAGAUGUGCAUGGGGCAGCGGCGGCGGCAGCGGCAGCAGAACCAAGUGUUUCUAGACAGCGACAGCCUGCUAUGAAGCCGGUGUGGACUUUGCUAGAAGAGGCAGCCCAAAUGAAGACUGAAGGAAAUGCUUUCUACAGGGAGAAGAACAUUCGCUCAGCCAUCGGCCGUUAUCACCGUGCUCUGCUGGUCCUCCGAGGCCUCGACUCGGAGGUGAUGACGUCAGUGAAGGGCUUUGGACCUGAGACACCUGCUCUUACACCUGAACAGGAGACUUUACUGAGAAACACACAAGUGGACUGCUACAACAAUUUAGCUGCCUGUUUACUGCAGAGAAAGAGUGUUGACUAUGCUCGUGUGCGGGAGUACAGCCUGCGGGUGCUGCAGUGGCGACCAGGUGAUGUCAAAGCACUGUACAGGGCAGGAGUAGCCACUCUGGAGAUGGGCGAUGCAGAGACUUCCAAACAGUACCUCAUGCAGGCCUGCAGAGAGCAGCCUAAUGAUGCUAAUGUGAGGAAGCACCUGCAGAGGGCUGAGGAGAAAUUGAGUCGGGAGUUACAGAAGGAGAAGGCCAUGUAUCGAGGCAUGUUUUCCUCCGGCCUAAAGAGCAGCUCUGGAGAAGGGAUAAACCAAACCAACAGAGCUGGUGAGGGAGUUUAGCCAGCCAGCUCACUCCGCCAAAUAAAGCCUCAGCCUGAGAGAGAGACUGCGUUCAACUGAUCACAAACCAACUGAGGAAUGUUCACACAUCCUGAAUCACUAAUGUUACUGUGCCUCCUGCAGAAGGUGAGCCUAGGAAAGAAAGGAUUGCAUGUUAUACAGAAUACUAGAGUGCAGUCAGUAGGAAAGAUGUCACUGCUGAAAAUAGAAAGGAGACGACAGGAACAUUAGUUUCCUAGCAACAUGGAAACAGAGCUGUUUUUUAGCCCAUAAGAGCGAGAGUUUGGAUAUUUCACAAAAAUGUGAGUCUUCAUGCACUACUCAAAUGCCUCAACGAUUGCAGUUGUCUGGUCAGUGCUGUGAAUGUUUUUUUUUGUUUGUUUGUUUGUUUCUUUUUUUGAGUUUCAAGUAAAAUAUUUUUUCUAAAUAA
Messenger RNA from Lates calcarifer (barramundi perch), 1228 nucleotides. It is a transcript of the gene ttc9c, whose product is annotated as tetratricopeptide repeat domain 9C. Bases 94 to 798 code for a protein of 234 amino acids. Gene Ontology annotation, molecular function: protein binding. The transcript is spliced from 4 exons. Lineage: Eukaryota; Metazoa; Chordata; Actinopteri; Centropomidae. The record is from RefSeq and is a predicted model, not a curated record.